Messenger RNA from Trichechus manatus latirostris (Florida manatee), 1386 nucleotides. Its product is annotated as elongation factor 1-alpha, somatic form-like. The coding region runs from base 1 to 1386 and encodes 461 amino acids. NCBI's taxonomy places the organism in Eukaryota, Metazoa, Chordata, Mammalia, Sirenia, Trichechidae. Gene Ontology annotation, molecular function: GTP binding; translation elongation factor activity; GTPase activity. Gene Ontology annotation, biological process: translational elongation; translation. The transcript is spliced from 7 exons. The record is from RefSeq and is a predicted model, not a curated record.
AUGGGCAAAGAUAAAACUCACAUUAACAUCGUGGUCAUCGGCCAUGUGGAUUCAGGCAAAUCCACCACCACUGGGCACCUCAUCUACAAAUGUGGGGGCAUCGACAAGAGGACCAUCGAGAAGUUCGAGAAGGAGGCGAUGGAGAUGGGUAAAGGCUCCUUCAAGUAUGCCUGGGUGCUAGACAAGCUGAAGGCAGAGCGGGAGCGCGGCAUCACCAUUGACAUCUCCCUGUGGAAGUUCGAGACCAGCAAAUACUACAUCACCAUCAUUGAUGCCCCAGGUCACCGUGACUUCAUCAAGAACAUGAUCACAGGCACAUCCCAGGCAGACUGCGCUGUGCUGAUUGUGGCAAGCGGUGUAGGCGAGUUUGAGGCUGGCAUCUCCAAGAAUGGGCAGACCCGUGAGCACGCACUGCUGGCCUAUACAUUGGGUAUGAAGCAGCUCAUCGUGGCAGUCAACAAGAUGGACAUCACUGAGCCGCCUUACAGUAGUGCACGCUUUGAGGAGAUCACCAAGGAGGUGAAAUCCUAUAUCAAGAAGAUUGGUUACAACUCUGAGGCUGUGGCCUUUGUGCCCAUCUCGGGCUGGCACGGGGACAACAUGCUGGCUGCCAGCAGCAAGAUGCCCUGGUUCAAAGGCUGGGAGAUCACCAGGAAGGAAGGGAAUGUGACAGGCUUUACAUUGCUGGAUGCGCUGGACUCCAUCAUUCCCCCUGCCCGCCCCACCAACAAGCCCCUGCAGCUGCCCCUGCAGGAUGUGUACAAGAUUGGGGGCAUUGGCACUGUACCUGUGGGCCGAGUAGAAACAGGCUUCCUCCAGCCGGGCAUGGUAGUGACCUUUGCCCCCUGCAAUAUCACCACGGAGGUCAAGUCUGUAGAGAUGCACCAUGAGGCCUUGGCCAAGGCCCUGCCCGGUGACAACGUAGGCUUCAAUGUGAAGAAUGUGUCAGUGAGGGACAUAAGGCGGGGCAACGUGACAGGGGACAGCAAGAACGACCCGCCCUCGGAGGUGGGGAGCUUCCUCUCUCAGGUGAUCAUUCUCAACCACCCCGGCAGCAUUGCAGCUGGCUACUCCCCAGUUCUGGACUGCCACACAGCCCACAUCGCCUGCAAGUUUGCUGAGCUGAAGGAGAAGAUCGACCGGCGCUCAGGCAAGAAGCUUGAAGACAACCCCAAAGUCCUGAAGUCUGGGGACUCGGCCAUCAUCCAUAUGAUCCCAUGCAAGCCCAUGUGCGUGGAAAGCUUCUCAGAGUACCCACCCCUUGGUCGCUUCGCUGUGCGUGACAUGAGGCAGACAGUGGCUGUCGGGGUCAUCAAGGCCGUGGAGAAAAAAGCAGCUACUGGCGGCAAAGUCACCAAGUCAGCCAUAAAAGCGGCCAAGAAGUGA